Messenger RNA from Brassica oleracea var. oleracea, 1732 nucleotides. Its product is annotated as 65-kDa microtubule-associated protein 9. Gene Ontology annotation, cellular component: spindle; cytoplasm. Bases 56 to 1684 code for a protein of 542 amino acids. Gene Ontology annotation, molecular function: microtubule binding. The transcript has 10 exons. Lineage: Eukaryota; Viridiplantae; Streptophyta; Magnoliopsida; Brassicales; Brassicaceae. Gene Ontology annotation, biological process: microtubule cytoskeleton organization. The record is from RefSeq and is a predicted model, not a curated record.
CUUUUUUCUAGGAAAAUAACAACGGCUGUGUCAUCAUUCAAUCCAGAGUUUGGAGAUGAUAAUGUCCAAAACUCAAAUCGAAUCACUCUGCUCAUCUCUUCUUCAAGAACUUGAGGUUAUAUGGGACGAGGUUGGAGAAACUGAAACCGAAAGAGAGAAGAUUUUGAUUGAAAUUGAAGACGAAUGCAGAGCAGUUUAUAGUCGAAAAAUCGAAAAGGUAAAAGAUGAGAGGAAUCGGCUAAGACAAGACAUUGUUGAUUCAAAGUCGAGAGUUAUUGCUAUAUGUUCUGUAAUGGAAGAGCCAUCGAGUCUUGGAAGACAACACCAAUCUGAUCAAAGUGGAAGAAGAAGUUUGAAAGAAGAGUUAGUAAAGAUUCUUCAGAAACUUGAAGAUAUGGAAAAGAGAAAAUCAGAGAGGAAGGAUCAGUUUAUUCAAGUAAUUGAAGAUAUAAAAUGUAUAAGCGAGGAGAUAAAUGGAGAAUCUGAUGAUACUCGUUCAUCUGAUUUUUCUGUUGAUGAGUCUGAUUUAUCUCUUAGAAAGCUUGAAGAGUUACACAGUGAGCUUUACACACUUCAAGAAGAGAAGAGAACCCGGAUGAAACAUAUUCAAGAUCAUCUAGGAACUCUGGAAUCACUUUGUUCAGUGCUUGGUUUGAAAUAUGGAGAAACAGUUACCAAGAUUCACCCAAGUUUAGUAGAAUCAGAAGGGUCAAGAAGUAUAAGUAAUGAAACACUUGACAAGUUAGCUUCAUCAGUAAAUCAAUGGCAUGAGACAAAGAUACAGAGGAUGCAAGAACUACAAGAUCUUGUGACGACAAUGCUUGAGUUUUGGAAUUUAAUGGAUACACCAGCAGAAGAACAACAGAAGUUCAUUAACGUUUCAUGUAAUAUAGCUGCGACUGUUUCUGAAAUAACCAAACCCAAUAGUCUUUCCACAGACUUGCUUGAAGAGGUUAAGGCCGAGCUAUGUCGGUUAGAGGAGUUGAAAUGGAGCAAAAUGAAAGAACUUGUUUUAAAGAAGAGGUCAGAACUUGAAGAGAUAUGCAGAAGAACACACAUUGUUCUUGAAGAACAAGAUAUCUCAGUGGAGAAUGUAAUUAAAGCCAUUGAAUCAGGAGAUGUGAACCCUGAAAAUAUACUAGAACAUAUUGAGUAUAGAGCUGGGAAAGUGAAAGAGGAGGCUUUAAGCAGAAAAGAGAUUCUUGAAAAAGCUGAGAAAUGGUUGAAUGCUUGUGAGGAAGAGAAUUGGCUUGAAGAAUACAAUCAGGAUGAAAACCGAUACAACGCUGGAAAAGGAUCUCAUUUAAUCCUCAAACGUGCAGAGAAAGCUAGAGCACUUGUUAAUAAACUUCCAGCUAUGGUUGAAGCAUUAGUUUCCAAAAUCACAAUUUGGGAAUCAGAGAAAGAAGCUGAGUUUCUAUUUGAUGGUAAUCGUCUACUUUGGAUGCUUGAAGAAUAUACAGAACUUAGAGAAGAGAAAGAACAAGAACGUCGCAGGAAAAGGGAUCUGAAGAAACUUCAAGGUCAAGUGACAUCAGAGCAAGAUAAAGGAACUCCUACGAGACCUCAAAGCGCGAAAAAGGGUCUUAAAGUAUCAACUGAUCACAAGAGAUUUGCAUCAUCCCCUCAUACUGAUUCGCCUCGCUCAGCAAAAUCUUUUACAUCUCAAUCUCGCUAUGGCUAAAAUGAUGGAGCAAAAAGACUUCAAAAUAAUUCUUUUAGUUUGCGUGUA